ACAUGGCGGCCUCCUUUCUGAAGGUUGCAGCGACAUGUGUCUCAAGGUGUGCUGCUCGCCAGUCCUUAUCAAUGAGAACGUUUUCUUCAACGUUACCUGUCAGUCAGAGUGUCCCUCCAUCCUUAUGGAAGUUGGGUAGACUGAACCAUGUUGCGAUCGCUGUACCGGACCUGGAGAAGGCAACAGCUUUGUACCGGGAUGUGCUUGGUGCCAAGGUGAGCGCUACUGUGCCUUUGCCUGAGCAUGGGGUUUACACUGUGUUUGUGGAGCUCGGCAACACCAAACUGGAGCUCCUGCACCCUCUGGGAGAAAAGAGCCCCAUUGCAGGCUUCCUGCAGAAGAACAAAGCCGGAGGAAUGCACCACAUCUGCAUCGAGGUUGAUGAUAUAAAUUCAGCAAUAGCGGAUCUGAAGGCCAAGAAAAUCAGACUGCUUUCUCUGGAGCCACGGAUAGGUGCUCAUGGCAAACCUGUGAUGUUCCUCCACCCUAAAGACUGUGACGGGGUUCUUGUCGAAAUAGAGCAAGCGUAGUAAUCAACACCUCUCUUUAAAACCUCGAUACAAGAGUGAGAAUUUGAUGUUACUAAUGGAGUUGAAAUAUUGAUAUAAGCUAGAGAUGUUUUCUUUCUCACAGAUCUGUAGUGUCUGACAUUCAUAUGAUUUUUCCUUGUUUGUAAAUUACUGGGUAAAUUAAGUGAAUUAGCUUGUAAUAUUCUAUAACAUUUAAAAGGUUAUUUCAGUACACUAAUAGGUACAAUUCAAAGGAACAUUAGCAAUCUGCUUGACAUUUUUAAUAAUAUCGCAAACGAUAAUGGAAAUGGUUCCCAUCGUUACUUUACGUAAUGAGACCUGGGAGGCAGCACGUGUGGCCUGACCAACGACAUGUAUAUGUAUAGUAAUAUCAUGAUGAUAUAAGCAUUUCACUGUUGGAUACACAAUCUCAUCUUCUUUUCAUUUUGUCAUUGAUAUUAUGACACGUUCCUGCCGUUUUUGUGAUUACAAAAACGAGAUCGUUUCCACACUUUCCAUCAUCCAAUAUAAGUUCAUUUAGAGUUUUCAUUCCCAACAGUAAUGAAUUAAAACCACACAGGCGGAAAGGUUUUGAAAGACGAAACUGUUCCACUCUAUCCAUCCCUUCCUCAGACUUCAGCUCACUUGUCUGCACAAGAAUGAGCAUGUUACUGGGAUACGAUUUGGACCAUAUCCAUCUCUCAGAUGUCUCUCCUUCAACCACUCACUCUGUAAAUCACUUCCCUUUGGACACAGCUGGAGGAGGGAGAUUAGAGACUGAUAUUUUCUCUCAUUUUUUUGUCUGUGUAGUUUCUGCUUCGCUACUUUGUUGAAUCUUUGAAUUAUUGGAAUAAAAGGGUCUGAUUUGCAGCUUCAAGUCAUCUGUGGCAUUUCAGUUCCUUUGGCAAGAUGGAAAAGGAACUGCAAAGUUCUUAUUCAGUCUAAGAACAUUUAUACAACAACUAUAGGCUACUUUGACUGGCAUGCAUACAUGACACUGAUAAUAUGGUUUUAUACGAUACAUUUACUCAUUUGGCGUACAAGUGAGAGUACAGACCAGGUAUAUAGAUGAAGGUUAUGGUCCUCGCUUAAGAGUUCAGUGGUGGCACUCUGACAAUCCUGGGGAUUUAAACUCACAACACAGACGACAGAGUUUUAAACACUGAUGAGUUUUAAACACUGCUUCCGUUUCGAAUCUGGUUCUUUCCAAGGUUUCUUUCUCAUAUCGUCUCAGCGAGUUUUUCCUUGCCACUGUACCCUCUAGUUUGCUCAUUGGGGAUAAAUUUGUAAAUGUAAAAUUUACAUCCUGAAUUUAUAUCGUUCUGUAAAGCUGCUUUGUGACAAUGUCCAUCGGUAAAAGCGCUAUACAAAUAAAACUGAAUUGAAUGGGCAGUGGUUACAUUUGCACGGGCAUUUUAAUUUGAAAUAUGCUCGACCUAGUAAUGAGUCUUACUUGAGCACAGUCCUUUUGCUCUUGCAUGCAAGCUACUUCAGAUGAAUGAUCUCUAUUGCUCCAUGUUAUCUUUGGAAACGUUUUUCUCAUUCGAAAUAUCAAUUACAUAACUACAGAACCUGAAGCAAAUGAUCUGCAUUAUGUCUGAAUAUAUGUUCUGAGCUGUGAGGAUAUUAUAUAUCCAGUAAGUGUGAUUUUUCAUU
Molecule: messenger RNA, 2165 nt
Organism: Ictalurus furcatus (blue catfish)
Lineage: Eukaryota; Metazoa; Chordata; Actinopteri; Siluriformes; Ictaluridae
Gene: mcee
Product: methylmalonyl CoA epimerase
Exons: 3
Coding region: 3-530 (175 amino acids)
Biological process (GO): L-methylmalonyl-CoA metabolic process
Cellular component (GO): mitochondrion
Molecular function (GO): methylmalonyl-CoA epimerase activity
Source: RefSeq, a predicted model, not a curated record